AUGACUAACAAAAAGAAGAUGAGUAACAGCGAAACGGGUGGCACCAGAUGUGUUUACGUCCUGUCCGACAUUGACGGGUUUAAAUAUAGACUUGUGAUGGAGGGGGAUGUGCGUUUGUUGACAACGUCGAAGUUAAAGCGAUAUUUGCAGAAUGCCACAGGCCUCAGCGCCCAGCAGCAAGAACUUUCUUUUAGAGGCAGAGUCAUGCAAGAUGGUGAGUGUGGAGGCGAUGUGGGCCUCGUGGACGGAGCGGUGUUGCAACUGCGUCACGUGAAAGGGAUGCGUCGUACCAAUAGUGGUGAUGGUCGUCGUGUGAACAGACUCCCUAGCAGUUCAAUGUCGAUGGGCGGUGUGGCGCAUCGUGGAAGAUCAUCGGUCGUUGAUGCCGCUUCAUGCGCCUCCCCAACCGCGGGGUUGUUAACGCCCCUUCAAGGCAGUCAUCCUCGCGAUGGCCAGAACGGUGGUGAGGCGUUUACGAGCCCACCGCCGAGGGAAAUGAAUUACCGCAGCAAACGCAUGGGACGCGAGGCUCACGCACUGGAAAUAGAAAAUGCUCGGCUAGAGGAGCGUUUGUUAGAGAUGGAGCGUCGGCUUGCCAAUGCCUCCUCGGACUGGCGAUUGCAGGAGGAAAUUGAGCAGUUGAAGGGCAUCAUUGCACAGUUAUUAAGAGAAAAGGAGGCGGUGGGGCGUUCUGCGGAGGAAAAAUGGCGAGCCAAAGAGGAGGAGCUCGUGAAGGAACUUGACCUCAUGCGGGAGGAGAGGCGGAGACUCCAUCGGGAGCAGACACUUUUUGAAGAGGAGCAAAGGGCGCUGGUGCGCAGCUUAGAGGAACAGGUUCGAUCUCAGCAACAGAGGCUUCUCGAGCAGGGGACGACGAUAACACAGCAAACUCGACAACGGCAGCCGGCGAUGAAUGUAGCUGAAAAGGUUGAAAAAAGUUUGAAACAACUCUCACUCGAGCUAAACAUUCCCCAACUACACCUAGAUGAUAAUGACACGUGCGUUUUACCGUUAGGGGAUGGAACAAAUAUUCUUGUCACGCUUGAUACCAUCACAGAGCGUCUGUUUAUGUAUGCUGUCAUUGCAAAUUCAUUACCUUCGAAUGCUGGAAAGCGACUAGAGUUGUUUGAGAUGUUGCUUGAGGGAGCUUUACUUGGCCGCGACAUGGCCACUGGUGGUGUUGGCGUUUGUUUACGCAAUGAACUCAUUAUUAUGAACGUAUGCGUUGACAUUGUGCAUGCGGAUGAAUACGCCUUGGCAAGCAUUGCCCGGCCGUUCAUGGAGUCGGUCCAGCACUGGUCAGAGGCGGUUAAAAAAAUGAUGCCGGAAAAGAAGAAUUGA
Molecule: messenger RNA, 1341 nt
Organism: Trypanosoma cruzi
Lineage: Eukaryota; Euglenozoa; Kinetoplastea; Trypanosomatida; Trypanosomatidae
Exons: 1
Coding region: 1-1341 (446 amino acids)
Biological process (GO): protein secretion by the type III secretion system
Molecular function (GO): protein binding
Source: RefSeq, a predicted model, not a curated record